AUCCACUGUUUCAAAAGGAUUUUUAAUGAACACUUUUUAAUCAAAUUUGUGACCUCCUAAGAACAAGCUUAUCAAAUGUUGUUGAUGGCGUAAAUACGAUAAUUGACCACUUCCCACAAGUUCUACGUAUAAUUUAUAGAAACUUUUGUGAAUGUGCAACAAAACAUCGCUUCAUCGUUACUACAGUGUCUCAAUUCCGUUUCAUAUCGAUUAAACUUGUUUAUUUGACCACAUUUGACCAUGAAUCAUCUCAAAACUUGUGCACGACAUUUCGAAGAAUAACUUUAUUUGCAAAUUUCUCCACAUUUCAAACUCGAUAUCUUGUUGUUGAUACGCAAUUCCUGUUCGUCUAACAAGCUUUUCAGAUGACCACUAUCGACGGAAUACCGAAUAUAACGGCAAAUUUCUCCGACGAUGUUUACAAACCACCCGAUGAAACUCCUUACCAAAGAAUUUUCCUCGAGUUGUUCACCCUCGUGGCUUUGAUAUCGCUAGCGGCCAACUGCUUCCUUGUUUAUGUCAUUUUCAAGUACAAGAAAUUACGAAAAGAGACAACAAAUAAGAUUUUUCUUCAUUUGAAUAUCCUGCAAGCUGUGUUUUUGAUUGCUACACCGUUGACUCUACGAUUUGCGAUUGAAUUCGUGUGGAGUUUUGAGGUGCAUUUAUGUGUGUUUUGUACUCUUUACCAAAUCGAAUUAAAUGCCCAGUUUGCCAUAACAGGCAUUUUGUUUCUCUUAGUCUGUGAUAGUUAUCUCAGCAUUUACUCUAAAGACAAGUAUAAAAAGUUUGGCCGUUUUUAUAAAUAUUUCCUUAUUAGUCUUUAUGUUUUAACUGGGUGCACUUCACUCGUUACAAUACAAUAUUGUUUUACCUUUCAUUAUAUGGUUUUGUAUGCUUAUUUUGUUAUGAUUGUUGCUAUUAUCAUUUUAGUAGUGUUUUUAAUUGUUAUUAAUAUCAUACAUGUUAUUAAGAAAAGGAAACUAACAAAUUACAAGUCAAGCAACAUUGGAUUAGUUGUGCCAAAUAUUUUCUUUCUAUUAUGGAGUCCUUUUCUAAUAUUUUUAUUGCAAAGCGUAUUAGGAAUUACUGUAGAUACUCCUAUUACAGCUAUAAUUUUAUGUUCAUUAGGUUUUUCAAGUCCUGUAUUAAACUUAAUUUAUGUUUAUUUUUAUGAUAAUAAUUUUAAUGUGUUUCUCAGACAAGUUUUCACGUGUAGGUGUAAGGAAUACAAAAAUGAAAAUUUAGAAGACCAGUCUGUAGCGUACAACGAUAUAGAAGGGGUGCAAAUUACCCAAAAUGAAAAUUAAUUUUUGUACUAAUUGCUAAUAAACUAAUUCAUUAAU
Tribolium madens (black flour beetle) is the source of this 1343-nucleotide messenger RNA. Its product is annotated as type-1A angiotensin II receptor-like. Gene Ontology annotation, cellular component: membrane; neuron projection. Gene Ontology annotation, molecular function: peptide binding; G protein-coupled receptor activity. Lineage: Eukaryota; Metazoa; Arthropoda; Insecta; Coleoptera; Tenebrionidae. The transcript is spliced from 3 exons. Gene Ontology annotation, biological process: G protein-coupled receptor signaling pathway. Bases 366 to 1307 code for a protein of 313 amino acids. The record is from RefSeq and is a predicted model, not a curated record.